AUGGCAUCGAUUUUUGUUGUGCCAAAGUUAAAUAAAUAUUCUUCUUUAUGUUCAAAAAAUAUAGUAUUUUCAAAAAAACUUAAAAAUGGUUUAAAUAAUAAUUUAUUUUUAAAUAAAUAUUAUUCACAAAAUCGGAAUGAUUUUUUCGACGUUGUCGUUGUGGGUGGUGGUAUUGUUGGGGUUAGUACAGCAAGAGAACUUAAACAACGUCAUAAAAACUUACGAAUGGCUAUUGUUGAAAAAGAAUCAAAACUUGCUUAUCAUCAAAGUGGUCACAAUUCAGGAGUUAUACAUGCUGGCAUAUAUUACAAACCUGGUUCAUUAAAAGCCAAACUUUGUGUGGAAGGUUUAAAUUUGACAUAUAGUUAUUGUGAUUCGCAUAAUAUUCCAUAUAAAAAAUGUGGGAAAUUAAUUGUUGCUACAAACCAUGUAGAAUUGCAGAGGCUAGACGAUUUAUAUGACAGAGGAAUAAAAAACAAUGUACGGGAUAUAAAACUUAUUAAUGAAAAUGAAAUUAAAGAAAUUGAACCACAUUGUAAGGGGUUAAAAGCAAUUCAUUCACCUCAUACAGGUAUAGUUGAUUGGGGUCUUGUUACUGAAUAUUAUGGAAAAGAUUUUAAAGAUGAAGGAGGAGAAAUUUUUUUAAAUUUUAAUGUUACCGGAUUUCAAUUAUCUACAGUUAACCAUCCUAAAAGUGCUGAUUAUCCAGUCGUUGUUCAAAGUAAAAAUAAAGAAAUUUAUACCAAAUAUGUUUUAACAUGUGGUGGAUUACAAUCAGAUAAAUUAUCAGAAUUAUCAAAUUGUAAUAAAGAACCGAGAAUAAUUCCUUUCAGAGGAGAAUAUUUAAUUUUAAAACCUCAUAAAUGUCAUUUAGUCAAUGGAAAUAUUUAUCCUGUUCCAGAUCCCAGGUUUCCCUUUUUGGGAGUUCAUUUCACUCCCAGAAUGGAUGGUAACGUUUGGUUGGGUCCAAACGCUGUUUUAGCAUUUAAACGUGAAGGUUAUUCUUGGUCAGAUUGGAAUUUUUCAGAGUUGAUGGAAACAUUUUCUCAUUCUGGAUUUCGAAAACUUGCACUAAAAUAUUUCAGUUAUGGAAUGGGUGAAACGUUUAAAUCCUUUUUCACUUCCUUACAAGUGAAAGAACUUCAAAAAUUUGUACCCGAUUUAAGGGUUGAAGAUGUGACUAAAGGGCCAGCGGGCGUUAGAGCACAAGCAUUGGAUUCCUUCGGGAACUUAGUUGACGAUUUUGUUUUUGAAAAAGGAGCAGCAACAGUGGGACAAAGAAUUUUACAUUGUCGAAAUGCACCAUCCCCUGGUGCAACAUCUAGUUUAGCUAUUGGAAAGCAUAUUGCUGAUAAAUUUUAUAAUGAAUUUUUAAUAUCAGCAUAA
This is a messenger RNA of Pediculus humanus corporis (human body louse), 1386 nucleotides long. RefSeq names its product L-2-hydroxyglutarate dehydrogenase, putative. The coding region runs from base 1 to 1386 and encodes 461 amino acids. The transcript has 6 exons. NCBI's taxonomy places the organism in Eukaryota, Metazoa, Arthropoda, Insecta, Psocodea, Pediculidae. Gene Ontology annotation, molecular function: (S)-2-hydroxy-acid oxidase activity; (S)-2-hydroxyglutarate dehydrogenase activity. The record is from RefSeq and is a predicted model, not a curated record.